GUGACGAAAGAUGGGCUGUGGCGCCUCUUUGCCACUCUGACACACCAUCUCCUCCCCAUCGCCGCAAAACACAGCGCAGGCCGGCCAACUAUUCGUCUCUGAACAAGGAUAACAAGGACUAUCACAAUGUCUGAUAUGGAGGACGAUUUCAUGUGUGACGAUGAAGAGGACUACGACCUGUGCACAUGUGCUAACAUCCAGGAAUACUCAGAAGACAGCAAUUCAGAGCCAAAUGUUGACCUGGAGAACCAGUACUACAACUCCAAAGCAUUGAAGGAGGAUGAUCCCAAAGCAGCACUGAGCAGUUUCCAGAAGGUGUUGGAAUUAGAAGGCGAGAAAGGCGAAUGGGGAUUCAAGGCGCUGAAACAAAUGAUUAAAAUAAACUUUAAGCUGACUAAUUUCCCAGAGAUGAUGAAUAGAUACAAACAGUUACUGACGUACAUAAGAAGUGCAGUCACAAGGAACUACUCAGAAAAGUCCAUCAACUCCAUUCUGGACUACAUCUCAACCUCCAAACAGAUGGAUUUACUACAAGAGUUUUAUGAAACUACUCUGGAAGCUUUAAAAGAUGCAAAAAAUGACAGACUCUGGUUUAAAACCAACACAAAGCUGGGGAAGUUGUACCUGGAGAGAGAAGAAUAUGGAAAGCUGCAGAAGAUCCUGAGGCAAUUACACCAGUCUUGCCAGACAGACGAUGGCGAGGAUGACCUCAAGAAAGGCACGCAGUUGUUGGAGAUCUACGCUCUGGAAAUUCAGAUGUACACAGCCCAAAAAAACAACAAGAAAUUGAAAGCCCUGUACGAGCAAUCGCUCCACAUAAAAUCUGCCAUUCCUCAUCCACUUAUAAUGGGCGUUAUCCGAGAAUGCGGCGGCAAAAUGCAUCUGAGAGAGGGGGAGUUUGAAAAAGCUCACACAGAUUUCUUUGAGGCCUUUAAAAACUAUGACGAGUCAGGAAGCCCGAGAAGGACGACGUGUUUGAAGUAUCUAGUGCUCGCCAACAUGCUAAUGAAAUCGGGAAUCAACCCUUUUGACUCGCAAGAGGCCAAACCAUACAAAAAUGAUCCAGAGAUAUUAGCAAUGACAAAUUUAGUAAGCGCCUAUCAGAACAAUGACAUCACUGAAUUUGAGAAAAUCUUGAAAACAAAUCACAGUAACAUAAUGGACGACCCCUUUAUCAGAGAGCACAUAGAGGAGCUGCUGCGCAAUAUUAGAACUCAAGUACUUAUCAAACUCAUCAAACCAUAUACAAGAAUACACAUCCCUUUCAUUUCGAAGGAGCUGAAUAUCGAUGUUUGUGAUGUGGAGAGUCUGCUGGUGCAGUGUAUUUUGGAUAACACAAUCCACGGGCGAAUCGACCAAGUCAACCAGCUACUAGAACUCGACUACCAGAAAAGGGGAGGGGCUCGCUACACAGCUUUAGACAAAUGGACUAAUCAGCUGAACUCUCUCAACCAGGCCAUUGUGAGCAAGCUCACAUGAUGCCAACAAAAAAUCAAGAGACAAGGAAAAUGGCAUGUUUGAAUACAUCCAGCAAGUAUGCUUCCGUGCUUCGGAGAUGAGCGAGACGCCACACGUUUUGAAAAACGCCACCGAUUUUCAAGAAGAGCCCCGAGAAUGUGUUGUUUUGUCCUGACAAGAGGAAAUCACUGACACUGUUGUUUUUCAUAUACCAGAUUGGCAGAUCCUUCCAUGUGCAGAUAUAUUGGUUGUACAAAUGUGUAUGAGAAGACAAACACAGUAUUUUAAUGUAUACUGUUGCCUCUUGGUAAUAAACACCUGUCAGCACUUAAUAGAUUGAA
This is a messenger RNA of Hippocampus comes (tiger tail seahorse), 1799 nucleotides long. RefSeq names its product COP9 signalosome subunit 2 (gene cops2). The record is from RefSeq and is a predicted model, not a curated record. NCBI's taxonomy places the organism in Eukaryota, Metazoa, Chordata, Actinopteri, Syngnathiformes, Syngnathidae. The transcript is spliced from 13 exons. The coding region runs from base 127 to 1479 and encodes 450 amino acids. Gene Ontology annotation, molecular function: protein binding.